This is a messenger RNA of Nicotiana tabacum (common tobacco), 948 nucleotides long. RefSeq names its product chitinase 2-like. Gene Ontology annotation, molecular function: hydrolase activity, hydrolyzing O-glycosyl compounds. The record is from RefSeq and is a predicted model, not a curated record. Gene Ontology annotation, biological process: carbohydrate metabolic process. NCBI's taxonomy places the organism in Eukaryota, Viridiplantae, Streptophyta, Magnoliopsida, Solanales, Solanaceae.
ACAAAGUAAUGGAGCUCAACCAUUUCCUCUUAUUCAUCCUUUUCAUUGUCUCUUUUCGAUCAUGUAGAGCUGGAAAUUCAAAACUCUUUCGAGAAUAUAUUGGUGCAGAAUCAACCUCAGUGAAGCUAACUGACGUACCAAUAAACUCCAACGUUGAGUUCCAUUUCAUAUUAGCAUUUGCCAUUGACUAUAAUUACGACAACUCAAAACCUUCACCAACAAAUGGAAAAUUCAACAUUUUUUGGGAAAACAAUCACCUUAACCCUAAAGAAAUCGCCUCAAUAAAAUCUCGUUACAAAAAUGUAAAAAUCGCUGUUAGUUUGGGAGGUGACACAGUUGGUAAAAACAAAUACGUUUAUUUUAAACCUAAGUCCAUUAAUUCUUGGGUUGAUAACGCGGUCUCUUCGUUAUCGUCUAUGAUCGAAGAGUACAACAUCGAUGGAAUCGACAUUGAUUACGAACAUUUUUCAGAUACGAACACUAAUAUAUUUGCAGAAUGCAUAGGACAACUCGUGACAAAGCUAAAGAAAAGUGGAAAAAUACAAUUUGCUUCAAUUGCUCCGUUCGAAGAUAAUGUUGUCCAAAGUCAUUAUAUGACUUUAUGGAAAAAAUAUGGGCAAGUUAUUGACUAUGUUAAUUUCCAAUUUUAUGCGUAUAAUAAGAUAGAUGUGACGGAAUUUGUGAGGAAUUUUAAUAAACAAGCUUCGAAUUAUGAAGGAGGUCAGAUUUUGGCUAGUUUUGUAAAUAAAGGUGGUGGUUUGGGACCUAAAGAUGGAUUUUUUGAAGCUUGUAAAGAAUUAAAAGGACAAGGAAAACUUGGUGGGAUAUUUGUAUGGUGUGCAGAUGAAUCAACAAAAACUGGAUUCAAGUAUGAGAAGAUGUCUCAGAAUUUGUUAGCCUCUUCUUGAUCAAAAUUUGUGAACGAGUUGAAUAAGAAAGUCUAUAAGA